This is a messenger RNA of Homarus americanus (American lobster), 7033 nucleotides long. RefSeq lists its product as uncharacterized. Lineage: Eukaryota; Metazoa; Arthropoda; Malacostraca; Decapoda; Nephropidae. The coding region runs from base 363 to 6914 and encodes 2183 amino acids. The transcript is spliced from 6 exons. The record is from RefSeq and is a predicted model, not a curated record.
GGCGCCGCCACCGUCGCCAAGGGAGGAUAAAGCCUGCCAGUGUUCCUCUCCUGCCUGUGAUGAUCCUUUGGUUCCCGAUCAGGUAGGAUGUGAGAACAGUGAUGCUCGGAAAGACCGCAGGUGUUCUCUCAUUAACUCCUGUCUCCUAACACCCGCCCGUUGGGAAUGACCCUAACUGGACCUCUAGUAUUAAAAGCAAGACAUAUACUAUAAAUACCUUCCUUAUUUAAUGAUAAUUGAUUGAAAUGAUGACUGUGUUAUUUGUGGUUAGCAGAAUGAGUGGUGAGUUAACACCAACGUCCAGGAGUGACUCGGGAAGAGGCUAUCAAUAAUUGUGACUAUUUUACCACUACAGCCACACUAUGUCAGCAUUCACCCAUUAUCAGCCUGUAUCAGUCAUGGAUCCUGUUGCCUCUGAGAGUGUGGAGUCAACGAUCAAGGUGGAAGUCAAGGAAGAGGAGCCAGAAUACAUUUAUGUAGAUGAGUCGGUUUGCCGAGUAAAGCUGGAGGAACAGGAAGAUGACCUGGUGUUGCCAAAAGAGGAAGAAACCGCGAGAGUGGUGGCAGAUGUGGGCCUGUUCGGCAGCCACCAGACGAUACUCCAGCUUCAACCUUCACGUACCCGAGGCCGUAGACGCAAGAUACAUCAGAAGCAUAAACCUAAGUCAAACGCUGUUGGGACGACAGUGAUGAUUUUACCAAGACCACAGAUACAAGUUCCAAAUCUAAAUAUUACUCAUGCCCCCCUUCCCAUCUCUCACCUACAGCCUGCUACACAGUGCCCUCCCAAACAGAUGACUGAACCAAUGCCAGAACACCAAUCUUCUGGUACACAAACUGUUUCUCUUAAAACAGCUUCCUUACCAAAAGUAGCAACAAAUUCCGCGGGUGCCGGACGUAAAAUUUUACCCAGACCACAUAUUCCAACAUCCCUGGUUCACCCACAGCAACAAACAGUGCCCUUACAACAGUCAGUUAAUACUUCCUCUGUACACCAAGGUACUCCUCUUAACCAGAUUCACUCCAUUAGUCCAGGUAAUAAUUGCAACAUUAUACCCAUACAUCAGUUACAGUCUGCUCUGCCAAGUUCAAACCACACUACUCUUCCAGUCCCACAGCUAAAUUCUUCAACAGUUGGUCAUUGUAAGAAAACUAUUGCCAUAUCUAAUCAGAAGGCAACUAUUCCAACCAUUGUUACAAAGCCUAUGUCUGUCCCACAACUAAAAUCAACACUACCUGUUUCUUGUACUAGAGUGAGUCCUGCAACACACAUACAGUCUGCACCAGCUGAUUGCUCAAAAACAGUUGGGCACAUCCAACAAAAACAAUCAACCAAGUCAGGUGUUGGACGUAAACUAUUACUCUGGCCUAAACAGCCUUCCAUUAGACAACCAUCAGGAAUGAUUAUACACCCACAGCAACAGUCUGUAUCCCUUCAACACCUCCAGACUCUCACUCCUGUCAGCAUGCAUCAGACAGUUCCCCUUCAGCAAAUGCAAUCCAUUCCAACUUCUAGCUCACAGCAAACUUUACCUAUACAUCAAUUACGAAGUAUUUGUUCAGUUUCUACACCACAGAAUAUUCCAGUUCAACAAAUUCAGACUCUAAAUACUCAACAGAGUAUGACCCUUCAUCCUUUACAAAACACUGCAUCUGUCACUACACAUCAGUCAUUGCCCCUCCAACCUCUACAAGCCAUACCAUCAGUGAGUUCACAUCAGCCAAUGCCUGUACAACAUUUACAAAACAGGCCAAGUAGGAACUCACAUCAGACUAUUCCUCUACAGCAGAUUCAUACUGUUCCAUCUGGAUGUUCACAGCAGACAAUGCAAGUACAAACUAUAGCAUCUGGAAGUUCACAAGCCAUCCCAAUGCAACAAGUGCAAACCAUUCCACAAGGCAAUACACAGCAGAAUAUGCCUAUACAGCAUUUACACACGAUGACAUCCGCACAUUCUCGGCAGAAUAUACCUGUACAGAAUUUGCAGACUAUAACAUCUAGAAAUUCUCAGCAGAGUAUGGCUGUACAACAUAUACAGACUAUGACAACUGGAAGUUCACAUCAAAAUAUGUCUCUUCAGAAUCUACAGACCUUAACAUCUGUAAGUUCUCAUCAAAAUAUACAAAACUUGCAAACCAUCACAUCAAGAAGUUCACAUGAAACAAUGCCAAUGCAGCAGUUGCAAUCUGUUCCAUCAGGUAACUCGCAUCAAAUCAUGCCUUUACAACAACUCCGGGCAAUACCUUCUGUAACUACAUGCCAGGUUACUCCUAUUCAACAUGUACAACCCAUUGCCCCAGCAAGUGCACAUCAAACAAUGUCUCUCCAACAGUUACAAACCCUUGCACCAGCUAGUCAACAACAAAAUAUACCUCUGCAGCAACUAUCGUCCAUAACACCUGUUUCCACACAACAAAUUAUGCCCCUUCAGCAGUUCAGUAAUAGCCAUUCAUCUCUACCUCUCCAUCAAAUACAAGCUUUACCACAUGCCAGUAAUCAACAAGCCAUACCUCUCCAACAGAUAAGUUCUGUGAAUCCAAACAUUGCUCAGCAUACUUCUCCUAUACAACCACUGCAACAAGUACCUCAACCAAAUGGACCUCAAACUCUUCCUGUUCAACAAUUGCAGCCGGUUAACCAAGGUAAUGCACAAACUAAUCUUCCACUCCAACAACUCCAAACAAGUUUACCAUCUGCCAGCACACAUCAGCCUCACAUCCACUACUUGCAGUCAGAUACUUCAUCCACCAGUCAGAAUAUGUCUUUUCAACAGCAGCUACAGUCCAUUAGCUGUAAUGGUUCAAAUCAAACUGUACAGUUUCGGUCUCCAUCUUGCAGUCAGAACCAAGCUGCCAUACAUCAGGUGCAGCCUGCAGCCUCCACUGAGGCUCAUCAAACUGUCUCAUUACAUUGUGUAGCACCAAGCAAAACUAAUUUAAAAGUGCCAAUACAACCAAUUAAGACUUAUUGUCGUUCUUUAAUAAACAAUAGAUUAAAACGGUUGCAUCAACAAACUGUGUCCCCAUCUUGUGCCACCUUUAAGAACAGGCCUAUUCUAAAGGUUGGAUCUGUGGCUUCAUAUGCAGUGGAAAAAAAUAUAAAAAUUCAUGAAAAGAAACUUUUCAUCUCUGGAACAAAUGACAAAGUAACGCCUGUUGUUCCUCUGCAGGCCGCCACACCUGGUCAGGGGCGUAAAAUACUGCCUCGUCCGCCAUUACCAAGUACAUCUUGUGCUGCGUUUUGUAAGAUAUUGCCCAAACAGGAUAUACAGUCUGGUACACUAUACAGAACUAUAGUUGUUCCUUCUAUGAAGUCAUCAGUAGAUACUCAUGGACAAAAUUUAAUGUCCAUACCAGAGCUUCAGUCAACAACUUCAAGCCUUACCCACAAAAAUGUUGUCAUUCAACAACCAGAGCAAUCAAAUGUAACUGCCACAGACAAGAAAUCUGUGUCUGUUCAGCAACCUUUGUCAUCAGCUACUGUUUGUGAUUUUGUUCCUUCAUGUGAGCAAAAGUCUGAUUCUUCCGAGUGUAAUGUGGACACUGAAAAUGAUGCACAAUCACCAGAGGAAUUGGUAGUUUCUUCAGAUCUGCAGCAUCAGUCAGCCUGUUGUAGAGCCGACGCUGACCAAGAUGGACAAGGGACCACAGGUGUUCAGUGCAAGUCUUCACCUCCUUCAGAGUGUGAGGGUCCUAAUCUAGACACCUGUGGUAUGUUUUCACCUGUUCCUGAGGAAGAGUCUGUGCCACCCGAUAUAGAUAAUGAAUGUGCUUCAUCUCCACAGGAAAAUAUUGCAGCCACUGAUGAAUGCAAUGAAAUUGAGUCUUGUACGUCAGGAACUAGUGCCGCCUGUCAACAGUCAGAUACCCAAGGCACUGCUAAUGAGUAUUCUGAAAACACUCAACAGAAGUAUGAAAAAACAGUGAUGAAUGUUGCCCCAGAACCCCAGAGUCAUCAGCAGCUGCUUAAUGUUUCGGGUGAAUCUUCAGUUUUGUCACAAGAGCAGGAUGAGGUUUCCCACAUUGAUGAUAGAUCUUUACCUGUCUCUCAUGAAAAUUGUGCUUCAGAGGUACUACCCAAAGAUUCUCUUCCAUCUGUAACUGAACAUAUUACAAAUGGUAUCACACACCAUGGUAAUCAACUCAGUUGCUCUAAUAUUUCUACUUCAAGUUACCAUUGCCCUGAGGGAUACAUGUCUCUUGAAGACCGAGAUAAUUCAUAUGUCAUUCAUGAAGAGCAAGAAGGUAACAUGAGUGAGAAUGAGUCUGAAUAUGUUAAUGUAAACGAACCUGGUAAGAGUUCACCCAUUGCCUCUCAUUCACUCUGUUAUGAACGAGAGUACGACUCCUCGGAUACAGCCAGUGAUUUAGUUCCUCUGAUGCCAGAACUCUGCCAGUCCUCGAGUAUAUCGGAUGAGUUUACGUCAACUCAUUCUCAGCAUUUUGAUUCCACAACUACUGUUCAAGUAACGUCGCACCCACAACCAUUAUACGAUACUAUAGAGGUUAAAGAUGAACCUCUGCCUGUCUACUCUCAUUCUUAUGCUGAUCCUUCUGAGAAACAAUAUUCCCUUUUUCAAUCUUCAAAUGUUAAUGCUUCAGCUCAGCCAAUGUCAUCUCCAGCACUGUAUUCGAAUGUAAAUGCUCCUGGGCAGUGUACCAUUGUAGCAGACAUUAAACCUGAACUUCAAGUAGGGUAUGCAGUCAGUAAUACUCUAGAAAACAAUGUGUCCAGCCAAGACUUGCAGUACCACACACAGUGCUCAGUCACCCCAACACUACCUUUCCAACACUCACAGGAUGAGAUUUUCAGCAAUGGAAAUUUAACAUAUGAUCAAAAACAAUGUUCUUCUACAUGUGUUGCAAACCUUCCUCCUGUGUCAGUCACCCACCAUCCACAUUCAUCAACUUCUAACAGUAAUGACUUUGCCUAUCAGAAUAUCACCUCCACUACUUUUAGUACAGCAUGCAACUACAUACCAACACCAGCAUUGCAGCAGUCAGUAAGUGGAGCAAGUGGCAGUAACUAUUGGAUCAACUCUCACACACAGCAUCAUCAUCCAAAAGUCUCGGAGGAGCUGAACUACAGCCACCUUCAAGAUCAGACCAGCGAAGAUGUGGGAGAUGGUUCAGUGUGUCACCAGUUACAGGGCACACUACAAGCUCAGCCAAAUGAAUAUUCAAACCAGGAAAAAGAACAAGUGGAUGAGACAAUUUGCCAAGAGGAUGUGCUCAAUCAAGAAUGUUCUCAAGCAGGAAACCUUCGUCAACAUUUUCAGUCAAACCUUAAGAAGUGUUUUAUUAGAAAGAGAAGGAGGGAACUCAUGGAAUUAAGUAAGAUGAAAGUCACUUUAAUGUCACACAAAAAAACAAUUCGAACUUUAUGGAAAAAAUUUAAAAUUGAAAAAAGAAAAAAUAGUAAGUUACGUGAAAAACUAGUGAAGGGUAGAGAAGGUAAAACCGACAAUGGAGAUACUUCUGACAACCCCAACUUGUGUGGCGUGGAAAAAGGCCAUGAAUUAAGUGCUACUAAGACCAAAUUUAGUAGGAAAAUGUUCUUUCGUAGUGAACCUCUGUCUACGAGUACGAGAAAAAAAGGUGGCGAAAAGAAUCUGGAUAUAUUUAAAAGAAUAAUUACCUUUGAUUCUGAAGAUACUGAUGAGGAUGUGAAAGACUUUCCUCCAACACUAAAGGAUAAUACUAGUUCUUGUACCUCAGAAAAUGAACUCCAGUGUCUUAUACAGGAAUUCAUGAUGCUUGAUGAUGUAUCUCAAAUGAGCAAGAAAACUUUUACAUCUUCUGGUAAGACAAAACCCAUACGAUACAGACUACAUUUCCUUUCCGUGCUUCACAAACGCUUCAUAGCCGAUUGCUGCAAAUCUUGUUCUUUCCAGACCUUUUGCGAAUACAUUCCGUGUAAUGUGUUGAAGUGUAAGGCAGAUGAGUUGGAUUCUUGUCUCUGUAUGACUUGUCAAAAUCCAGAACUGAAAAUAGAGAGCAUGGUGAAGAGACGAUACUUAAGUAUGAACACAAAUAUUGAAGAAAUAAUUGAGGAUGAAGAAGCAUUUAAAUCAUUCAUCAAGAUUUUGAGAUCCUUAAAGUCUCAUAAUGCUCUCUUAACAUAUACUACUUGGUCUGUAGGCACAUCUGGCAGUGGACCGCUCAUUCCUCGUAAAAAAUCCCUAACGAGAUCGCUCGGUGAAGUGUCCUCAUUGUUAGAAAGUGAAUUAUAUUCUUUGAAGGACCACAUAAAGCGCACAUAUAGGCAGUAUGAGGCUGCAUAUGAAGCAAAGUGCGAGGCAGCAAAAUCGGCUUUACACUCUGUUAUCCAAACUGGCUGGUCACCUUUAAUCAUUUUGCAGUCUGCUAGUAAAAAAGAUGUGCCAGACACUCAAACUGUUAUUAGCCUCCAAAGUGGGUAUAUGUGGUCAGAUCUGGAGUCCACUGGAUUUGUAGCAUUAUCUGAUUCCAAUGAUCGAACAUCUGCAGCCGUUUGUGCAAGUCUGGAAAAGGUUCUUAAAAGAGUAAUUAAGGAUGAAAUGGCAACGCUAACCUUCGUCGUAGACCCUCAGACCCAUAUUUCUGGGGUUCGAGAAUGUGCCCGGAAAUAUGGAGUCGAGGUUAAAUGUAUCUUCUUGGAACCGGGACACGGGCAUGGCGUGGCAGAGGCGGUGGGGAACAGUAUUACACAACUUAUAUGUGACACUAUUAAUGCUAAUGGAAACAGUGUCAUUUGUUCAGCAAGAGAUGUGUUUCAUCUUAUUAAUUCUCAUUCGAGCAAUCUUGUAUACUUUUAUACUGCUGAUGAUAUUUGUCGACUGAGAGAGCUACUGCACUUAGGAAGCUUUUCUAAGAGUGGACACAAGUUUAUAAAACCAAAGAUUGUAAUGCCACUUCAAGAUUCAAACACUUGAAGACCUCUCUUGUGUCCUCAAUUUUUUUUAUUUAUGAAUGUACAGUUGUGAACUAUCAGAGAUAUGAAAAUAUAUUUUAUACCUUAUAAAAUAAAUGAAUUGUUCGCAGAACUAAUUUA